Messenger RNA from Chaetomium strumarium, 1110 nucleotides. RefSeq lists its product as uncharacterized. The transcript is spliced from 2 exons. Lineage: Eukaryota; Fungi; Ascomycota; Sordariomycetes; Sordariales; Chaetomiaceae. Bases 1 to 1110 code for a protein of 369 amino acids. The record is from RefSeq and is a predicted model, not a curated record.
AUGGCUCCCGCUCAGAUGAACUCCUUUCAAUUCGGCAUUGAGAUCGAAGUUCUGGUACGAAGCCUGGGCAAGCAGCACGGAACAUGGGCCACCCUUUCUAAGGAGCUCAGCCGUAGACUGAAGUCCGUCGGCGUCCCAAACAGCAUCCAGGGAAACGACAACUACAGAGAAUGGUCCAUUGUCAGAGAGCUGACAGUUCAAAGCGAUAAUCCUUAUGAUUACGGCGUCGAGCUCGUCUCCCCAAUCUACGCCGCCAGUUCCCUCUCGGCCCUGCACGACGACCUCCAAAAGAUCUUCACUGCCCUAAUAAACCCCAGCAGCAGCAGCAGCAACAAGCACAAGCACUACUACACCCUCCUUCCGACCCCUCAAUGCUCCUCCCACGUGCACAUCUCUUCUUCUUCGUGCACCCAUCACCACCACCACCCUUACCAUUACCCUUCCCCUUGUUUCUCACCCACCGAGCUCGCCGGCUUAGCCAAAGCAGCCCUCUACUUCGAGCACGCGCUGGACCAGCUCAUGCCGCCCGAGCGCCGCGACGGGGAGGCCUACUGGGCCAAGUCCAACCGCUCGCGCGACAACCCGUCGCUCGCCGGCCUCAGCCUAGCCCAGUGCCUGGCCAAGAUUGACACCGCCGUCGCGGACCCCUGUGGCGAUAUCCGCCCGAUCAUUGAGGUCAUGAACCUCUACUCCAAGGACACCAACUUUGCGCGGGCCAGGGGUCGGCGAGCGGAUUUCAUACGUGGCAAGACGUAUAGGUGGAAUCUGGCUGGGCUGUUGGCGGCUGCUGGGGAGCGGAAGGCUGAGGAUAUGGAUUGUGGAGGACUGGGGACGAUUGAGUUUCGCCAGCCGCCUGGCAGUCUGACGGCGGAGGAUGCGAUGUCGUGGGCUACGCUUGCUGUGGCGUUUGUUGCGGCCGGUGUGGCGUAUGGUCGGGAGCUGGGACGGGGGGAGGAUACUGUAACUGAGGUUUGGCGGGGGGAGGAGGGCGGGUCCCUGGCUGAGUUGUGGGAGUUCCUUAAGGGGGGAUGCUUGGCUUUGGGGUGGGAUGAGUUAGUGCCGCUGAGGGUGCUGUUUGCGAGGACUGGUCUGGAUGUGGAUGUGGCAUGA